AUGCUGGAGGAUAUCGUUCAACGAACCUGCCACGAGGAGCUGGGUGAUACAAAUUCGCUGUUGGCCUAUGGGAUCCCUGCAACUUCUGGUGUGGGGCAUUUCGAAUACUUCGUCCUUCUCAUCGUUCUGGCACUGUCAUCCAUGACCCUGACCUGGAAAGAUGAUGAUCAAGCACAGGCUGCUUCGGAAUCAUUCUACAACUCGGCCGUAAAGCACCUGCAGGCAAUAAUAAACUGCAGCGAGACCCAAGCCCUUCAAAUAUCGUUGCUCCUAGCUCAUUAUGCGAGGUGGACAAUUGGACGUGCAUCUCAAAUGCUAUUAGGAUUGUGUUGA
Penicillium longicatenatum is the source of this 333-nucleotide messenger RNA. RefSeq lists its product as uncharacterized. Bases 1 to 333 code for a protein of 110 amino acids. The transcript is spliced from 2 exons. The record is from RefSeq and is a predicted model, not a curated record. NCBI's taxonomy places the organism in Eukaryota, Fungi, Ascomycota, Eurotiomycetes, Eurotiales, Aspergillaceae.